Seminavis robusta is the source of this 2030-nucleotide messenger RNA. NCBI's taxonomy places the organism in Eukaryota, Bacillariophyta, Bacillariophyceae, Naviculales, Naviculaceae. The record is from the annotation of a GenBank genome assembly.
AUGGACCAGGACGAGUCCACAAAGUGUCCAAGGCAUGGUCCUCAUCAUCAUCUUCCUGCUUGUGGAUUUCUGGGCCAAUAAAUACCAAGAAGUUUGUGCAGUGGUUUGCCAUGCAGGCAGGCAGCUUCGUCAUCAGUGCAAAGCGGCAGAGCUAAUUAUUCGGAGAAGAAUGCAUCACAACUCUGCUGUAUUGAUUUUAUCAAUAGUGGUUGGCCAUGGGGAUUUUGCUGCUGCCAUCGAAACUGCAUCAGAGCCACCCAGCUCUGGAACUCUCGCAUCGGCACAUCCCUCAUAGGUAGUAGGUUAAGGGAAAGACAGCUCCUACCUAGCCAGCUUCUCUUCUCCUCUCCAUCAUUAUCAUCAGAGCUCUGAACUAGUUGACACUAGCUAGAGAAGCUAGUUUCCAUCAUCGUCCAUCCUACCGGUAUCUCAUCUACUUAACCAGUUUUCCCGGGACACCCGACCGACCCUCGAAGUAUGUUUGACCGGAAGAAAAAGAAGAGCAAGUCGCCUCCACCAUUGCAACAGCCCAGGCAAGACGACAACAAUAAGUAUGUGUACCAAUACACAGUAAGAGAUCCUUGGCAAUGGGUCAUUUCCGCUAUUGCUACCGAGUCCAUGACAUCCGUCGAAAAAUUCAGUGAUCUACCUUCCGCAAAACUGGCUACCAAUGGUUCCCCUGCAGCUGUACAACAACAUCAGCCUCAGGAAGCCCCACAACAAAUGAUGUCGGGUAAUCCUCUUCGGGCGUCGUCAGCUCGUCGUCGUCAGAAAAUGGCCAAAGAACGAAGAGCUGCAUUGCCGGCUACCCUAAGAUGGGAAAAAAUAAAUGCCAAGACGGGGGACAUUGCCACGGCCGUGCAUGGAACCUCAUCGGCGUUGGACAGUCUGGAAGAUAAAGACGAAUUGGUCAGGACCAUUCAAAGGUGUCGAUGUGAACACUUGAACCUCUCCCCUCCUUCGGUACUCAUCAAUUGGGAUGUCUCCGAAGAGGAAUGCAAACGAGUUCUGGGAGAUGCUCUGCCCGUCUUGCCUGGCAAUCCCGCUACCUAUGCCGUCCUCAAGGAACCCAUGGGAAGCAGAGGAGAAGGAGUCUUUUUUGUUAAGGAUGCCGAAGAAAUUCAUAAAAUCAUAUCGGAACAUCGUCAGAGAGCUCAAAAGGAACCGGGAUUCCUAGACAAAUUGAUUGCUGCCAAAGGGAGAAUUCCGAGUUGGGUUCUUCAAGCAGAAGUGGCACCCUGUCUCUUAGUCAAAGGGAAGCACAAGUUCCAUUUACGAAGUUUCCUGGUCGUCGUGGAAAAUUUAUCACACCCAGAUAUACUGGAAGUAUUCGUCUACAAAAGGCAUGAAGUUCGCAUGGCAGCCACUCCUGUGGCAACGGACGACCCGUCCAAUCGCGACCGGGAGGCACACAUAACCAACGGGUCCAGUUCCGAAACGGAAAAACGAGAGUUGCUCGACAAUAUCAAAGAACUCACCGACCGAAACAUGCAAGAUAAGGUGGAAACGUUCGUAGCAUCUGUCUUUGGCUUACACUUGCUUCCUGACAUGUUGGGAAGGGUCAAGUAUGCGGCAAGCCAAGAAGGACCCAGUCAAACAGCACAUCAAGUUCGUAGGUUUGCUGUUGCCGCAAUCGACAUGAUGGUUUGCAGUGAUGAUCGUAUCUACUUGCUCGAAGUCAAUGUCAACCCGUCGGCUCCACCAGAAAACCUCGUCAACAAAGACUUUCGAAAUCAUUUGACCGGCUUCAUGCAGGACUUGAUUGAUUUGAUCAUGGAAAAACCAUACCAAAACUUCACCCUCGCGCGUGAUUUGCUUCAGCGAAAGGGAUUGUUGGAUUGAUUUUCUAAAAAGACAUGCAACACGCACACACAACAACAAAAUCACAUCACAUAAACAAGUCAGGUGUAACUGAAGUCAUAAUGGGUGUUCUAGCUAAUGGUUACCGGUGGUACUUGGGUGGUCAGGUCAGAAGGAGGGAUGUGAUACGUCAGUACAAUAACGUAACGUACAACUUGACCCCUUGGUAC